This is a messenger RNA of Ahaetulla prasina, 2711 nucleotides long. RefSeq names its product kynurenine 3-monooxygenase (gene KMO). NCBI's taxonomy places the organism in Eukaryota, Metazoa, Chordata, Lepidosauria, Squamata, Colubridae. The record is from RefSeq and is a predicted model, not a curated record. The transcript has 15 exons. Gene Ontology annotation, cellular component: mitochondrial outer membrane. Gene Ontology annotation, biological process: quinolinate biosynthetic process; L-tryptophan catabolic process; NAD+ metabolic process. Gene Ontology annotation, molecular function: kynurenine 3-monooxygenase activity; FAD binding; NAD(P)H oxidase H2O2-forming activity. Bases 8 to 1390 code for a protein of 460 amino acids.
UCAAACCAUGGAUUCUUCUAAUACACAGAGGAAAAAAGUAGCUAUAAUUGGGGGAGGAUUGGUGGGUUCUCUAAAUGCUUCUUUCUUUGCAAGAAGGGGAUUCCAAGUAGAAAUGUAUGAAGCAAGAUCAGAUAUCCGUAAUUCAAGUGUAACUCGUGGCAGGAGCAUUAAUUUGGCCUUAUCUCACAGAGGACGGGAAGCUCUCAAGGCAGUUGGAAUGGAAGAUCAGAUUGUGUCUAAAGGCAUCCCCAUGAAGGGAAGGAGAAUUCAUACUCGUUCAGGGAAAAGAUAUACAAUUUUUUAUGGAAUAAAGAGCCAGUAUAUUCUCUCUAUAGAUAGAGCAAAUUUGAAUAAGGAGUUAUUAACUGCUGCUGAGAAGUAUACCAAUGUUAAGUUAUACUUUGAGCACAAACUGCUUCACUGCAAUGUAGACUCAGGGCUACUGACCUUUUCAGGAUCAGACCAAAUGACUAAAGAGGUCACCUGUGACUUAAUUGUGGGCUGUGAUGGAGCCUUUUCCACAGUUAGGAAGCAGUUUAUGAGACAAACACGGUUUGAUUACAGCCAAGUAUAUAUUCCACAUGGAUAUCUGGAAUUGAAAAUUCCUCCAAAAAAUGGAGAUUUUGCAAUGGAGCCAAACUAUCUUCACAUUUGGCCUAGGAACACAUUCAUGAUGAUUGCACUGCCAAACCUGGAUAAAUCAUUCACCUGUACACUCUUCAUGCCUUUUGAUGAUUUUGAAAAGCUUGCCACAGGAGAGCAAGUGCUGAAUUUCUUCAAAACUUAUUUUCCAGAUUCAAUUCCUCUAAUAGGAGAGCACGAACUGAUGCAAGAUUACUUUGUGCUACCAGCUCAGGCAAUGGUCUCUGUGAAAUGCUCAUCGUAUCACAUUGGCUCUCAAUGCGUGCUAAUGGGAGAUGCUGCACAUGCCGUUGUACCAUUUUAUGGCCAAGGCAUGAAUGCUGGAUUUGAAGACUGUCUAGUUUUUGAUGAGCUGAUGGACCAGUUUCAAAAUGACCUCUGCGUUUGCCUUCCAAUGUUCUCAAAGCUGAGGGUACCUGAUGAUCAUGCAAUUUCAGAUUUAGCCAUGUAUAAUUAUAUAGAGAUGCGGGAACGUGUGAAUUCAAGGUGGUUCAUUUUCCGAAAGCAUAUAGAAAAUUGGCUUCAUGCCCUCCUUCCCUCUAUCAUCAUUCCUCUGUAUACUAUGGUAACAUUCUCCAGAAUUCGAUACCAUGAAGCGGUGCAAAGAUGGAAAUGGCAGAAUAAGGUGAUCAAUAGAGGCCUUUUCCUCACCAUGGUAGCAGCAGCAGUGAGUGGCAUCUAUCUAUUCAGAAAUGGAAAAUUACCCAAAAUUGACUUUCGUAUAGAGGAUUUCUGGAGACAUACUUAAAAAUGGUGGAAAACUUUUAGAAACCAUUUGAGAUAGAAAUGAAUGCUUUCUGAAUAAUUAGUCUCUAUUUGAGAAGUUGGUCUUCCAAAUAUAAAAACACAUAUGGUAUAGAUGAAUGCUGGAUCCAAGACCUAAAUUCAUGUUCAUAUAGAGAAAUUCACUAUUAUUUUGCUAUCAUUGAACAUGUUAAGCUACUUCUAGAUUUGGAUAUGCCUUGCAUUUUAUCAUUGCUUUGCUGUCCUGCGUUUCAUUUGCAAGAAAUCUGCAAUAUCCCAGUUACAUCGUCAAUACAUUUUGAUAGAAGACAUUAGGGCGUUUCUAAGAUUGUUCUAACAUCUCAUCUUUGGUUCCCUCCCAUAAAAUAAUCAUUAUGGCAAUGCUUGGAGUUAUCUAAUUCAAUUAUUUCUGCAUCUUUUAAAAAUAUUUUCAUAUUAAUCCUGGUAUUCCAUUCUUCUCAAGUUCUAGUAUGGUGAAAAAAACAAAGUUGUUGGUUGGGAUCCAGUUGCCUAUUUCUUCUAGAACAGUUUCAGUAAUUGCAAUAGAAAGGUAAUGAUUCUCUCCUAUGUAAUUAUCUCCCUGCACAUCCUCAAAAUAUGACCUCGAGGUCUUUCAGGUUUUGUGGCAACAGUGAAAUUCAGCUUGCAUGAUACGGUAUUAGUUCCAUCCAAAGUUCUAAAUUGCAGGGGUGAAAUCUACUUAUCUUCCCUACCGGUUCAGAAGUGUGCACUCUACACAUGAUUUUGGACCCUCUGCGCAUGCGCAGAGGGUCAAAAACAGGUUACAUCCUGGUUAAAACCAGAAAGUAACAACGUCCAGGCAGGUGGGCGGAACCUCGUGCUGCUGCCCCUACUGGUUCUCCAAAUCACGCGCCACCACCGCUACUGGUUUGCCUGAACUGGUGUGAACCAGUAGCAUUUCAUUCCUGAUUUUAAGGCAGAUGGUUCUGGGUGGAUCGGAAGGUUAGCAGGCAAAUGCCUGGAAAAUAUGGUGGAAAAAUACCAAGAUUAGAAGAGUUUUCAAGUUCACAGAAGUACUCCAAGAAGAUUAAUGGAUGGGCAUGCGUAUGCUGAGAAGCUCAGAAGGCAGUGGUCCAGUCAGAAGACACUGGGAAAAUUAGGAAAUGAGGUCAGUGAGACAAUCCUAGAAAGAUGGGAGACAGCCAAGCUGGUGAGAAGAUGCUAUGAUGAUUGGUAGGUGGAAGAGCCAGCAGGAAGAGGCUGAGAAGGUGGGGUGGGGGCCAAAGUUGUGAAGAAUAGUGGAGCAGAGAAUAUGCACUAGGAAAAUUGGAAGUACAUUUGAAUUUGUUGUAUUUCUGAUUACA